Messenger RNA from Magallana angulata, 3591 nucleotides. RefSeq lists its product as uncharacterized. The coding region runs from base 239 to 676 and encodes 145 amino acids. The transcript has 17 exons. The record is from RefSeq and is a predicted model, not a curated record. Lineage: Eukaryota; Metazoa; Mollusca; Bivalvia; Ostreida; Ostreidae.
AAAUGAUUCGGAAUACCCCCAAAAAACCUACUUUCGCUUUGGAUACUAUAGAUUACUCUCCUGCCGUUGCUCCACAUUUUCGCCGUUCAAAUAGUGGUUUCGGAUCAAUAUUAAAAACAAGAAACGGUGUGACAAAACACAUCAACAGUUCGUACAUUACGACGAAAUUUUAACCCGAACCACACAGCAGGAACUGAUACCACGCAAAUUAUUCCAUAUCAGACCCUGAAUUUCAAAGAUGGAUAAAAAGUCUACGCGACAGUUAAAAGAAAUUAAAAGAAUAUGGAUUCAAGGGUUGAGAGAAAUAAAACGACUAGGAGACGGAAAGGCAAUUGAAGAAAAAGAAAAUUGGAACGGAAAGUCUGAGGAAAAAAGAGAAAAACAGAGUGGACAAUCAAAGAAAAAAGCAAAAAAUCAGACUGGACAAUCUGAGAAAAAAGCAAAAAAACAGACGGGACAAUCUGCGAAAAAAGCAAAAAAUCAGACUGGAGAAUCUGAAAAGAAAGCAAAAAAUCAGAGUGGACAGUCUGAGAAGAAAGCGAGAAAUCAGGCGAGACAAUCUGAGGAAAAAGCAGAGAAACAGACGGGACAAUCUGAGAAAGUCAUUCAUGAUAAUGAAAGAAGGGAGUUUGGUUCAAGCAAUAAGGAAAAACCUGUCAAAAACCAUUGGCGUUAAAGGAACUAUACAGAUUUUUGCCCUCGUCACGGUGUCAAGUUAUUGAAAAAGAUGCGCUGCGUACAGUCUUCGUCCAUUACCAUUGAGAAUGGUGGGGAAUGAAUCGAACAUUCAGACUAGCAUUCAUCACAGGAGAGCCAACAUCUGUCUCAAACUUCAAACUAGAGCGAGGAAAAUUCUCUAGGAUUAGGGACAAUGAACAGCAUCGGUCCAUUGAAAUACCAACUGCAAAAAGCUGCAAAGUAGAAAUUACAUACAGAAGAAAGCAUCAUGAAUGGUACAUAGUAUCCUGGGAUUGGUUGCUCCUGGACAAUUAGAAGACCUACUUAAACUCAUGGUGGAGCCUGUAACAAACACCAAACAUCAAGAAACUGAAAGCACAAAAAAAAUACAUGUACUGACUAAAAUCUACAAUGAUUCCACAUAUAAGGCUGUGAAAGAUCAGACUCUAUGUAUCAUGGUUGGACUUACAACAAAAGAACAGAACAGAAUCCCAGGACUUUCAAACUAUCAUAUUGACAACGUUCGAGCAGUUACACCAGACCAAAUAUUUCAGAAGGUAAACCAACCUCCAAAGAAAAGACUAAAAAAAGGACCAAACUAAACUAGAGCACUGUCUCUCAUUUUUCUUCAGCUCCUCUUCUCACCAACUGGUGCCUUAUGGUACAAGAGAUUUGGAGCUUGACUCUGGUGAAAAAGUCGUAAUUCCAGAUGUGGUUCGCACUGCUUGCCAUUCUUCUAUAAUUGAAAUGUAGGAAAAACAUUGCAAAGACAUUGACUUCUCACCACUGUCAAAGACUACACUAUUUCGCAUCCUACAUGCAUGUUCUGCUUCCAAACGGCGCAACCUUCAUGGCUUAGUCAACAUUACAGCAGAUGGACUUGCUGCUUUCAAGUCUUUGUGUAACAUCUUGAAGAAUCUAGAACUCAAAAGAACCAUAGACAAAGAUAUGAAAUCUACCUUGACACAACUUCUCACAGAUGGUCAAAAUUAUCUGAAGAGAACCUUCCAUGUCUCUCCAGACGCAGCUUGUUCUGACUAUUGUAUAUUGUGGGCUUGCAUUGAUCCUAAAUAUGUCAAAUUUCAGUUCGUAUGCAACAAUGAGCACACAGAUAGCUGUCAAGAGUGUGAAAAAUUAUUAGUCAUGCUUGAUCAGAUGUGCUCUUUUAAUCUAGAUGUUACAGAGGUAAGAAACAACAUCCAAGCAUGGGAAGUCCACAUCGUAAGAACAAUCAACCAAGAAUGCAGCAGAGUAGAUAUUCUAGACACUUUGAAAACAUCUCAAAUGACUUUUACAUCGAGAGAAGCAGUCAGACUGGUUUGGUCAAAAAGGGAUCUCCUGGCAUGUCACUGUUGGCAUCACUAAAGAUAAUAAUGGAUCUCUAAAGCAUAGUACUUGGGUGCACAUUCUGGAAAGUGGUAAACAGGACUAGUUUGAUGUAGCAGCAAUCCUGGAACAUACUCUUUCAACUACGGCUCAGCAGUAUCCGAAUACAAAAGAGGCAUUCCUAAGAUCUGAAAAUGCUGGAUUUCUCUGGAGUUCAAUUCCUAGCAUAUCUGAGAGAAUAGGUGAAUGAGGAAUUUUGUUAAUGUGUUACAUAUUAUGAGAAACACAGCAUUUACAUUAAAUUUUUGAUGUUUUUAUUCUGUAAACUGCUAUCAGGUGUGCAAUUUUCUUGUAACAUUUACAAGAAUCGUUGUUAAAAGAAACAACUUUAGUGAGGAACAAGCAGGAAAAUCAUAUUGCGAGGCCAACAUUGCUCAUCCUAGGAAGAAAAUGAGAUUGUAUGUAGUAGAUGGCAAUGACAUCAAGUUCUCAGCUGACAUGAUACAAGUGGAGGAGUUGCAGGAUGCCAGGCAGCAGUUGUUGAUGUUGAUUACACCCAUCAAUUGUUAUUUGGCCACAAAUGGAGGGAUGUACGUUUCGUCACUGAUCUUGUAAUGGAUUCUUCCUCGAUGACCACUCACCGUGCGUUUGACAUUGGCCAGGGAAAUGUUACUGACGCAUCAUAAAUGGUCUUCUUACCACAGAGUUCAUGCAACGGGUCUUUGAAUACUUUCAAACUUCACGACACCAGAAAAGCAGGAACGACAAAUACAAACUCCAAGUACUGUAAAUGACCCUGUUCAGUGCUUCCCUUGUUCCGAAUAAGGCUGUUAACAAAGUUGUUGCACCUUUGAAGAAUAUGAGGAACAUGUGUAUUUUGAGAGGCACACGUUUGAAUUUUAUCAAAAUUCAAACAUGUCUAUAUUUGACAAAGUUAAACUGAGGUGGGCAGAAAAAUGUAACAUACAUAAAAGUGAAGAGCAGAUCAUCGUGCCAACAGCUUGUCUGACAGUGGUGGAAAAGGUGCUAGCAUAAGAGGAUGGGCUCUUAAGAAGGAAAAGAAACAAGUUCGGAUCAAACAGCAAGUGCGCAAUUAUCUGAACGAUGUAUUCAAGACUGGGGCGGUUGGGAAGAAAGCUAAUCCAGCAGAGGUUGCUUUGAACACGCAUUUUUGCAGCCCAGGACUGUUUAAAGCCAAGUCAAAUCAUUUCCUAUCUCUCCAGGCUCACAUCUCAAUCGAAGGAUUCCUUGAAACAGGGGAGCAGAGAAAUAGCAGAAGAAGAGGAUGAUUAAUACCUGGAACACGUUAUCAAGGAAAUCAAAGACACUGUGAAUGCUCUUUGAUCAGGAAAGAGCAACCUUUCUUCAGCUAUGUACAUGUAAUGUAAGAUAUUUUAUAACAGAUUCAUAAUUCCAAAUGCAAAUGAGUGUAAACCUACUCUAUAUCUAGAAUUUCGAACAAAAUAGUUUUAUGACUACAAUAUGUGUAUUAUAUAUAAGACAAAUCAAGAUGAAUGUUGUUUCAAAAUUUAUGACUACAAUAUGUGUAUUAUAUAUAAGACAAAUCAAGAUGAGUGUUGUUUCAAA